UUAAAAAUAUUUUUGUGACUUAGAAAGAGAAAACUCGAAAAUAUCGGGGAAAAUCUUGUAUUCGUUUUCUUAAAAAAUAAUCGUAAUCAUAAUAUACCGCGUAGUUCGAAAGGACAAAAUUCAUCGAUCAUCAAGAUGGAUCAAACCUAUUCAUUUCCAUUGCUGACUGUCGAUCAAAUCGUUCAGGAUUUGAAUUUUCUAGCUGAUAUGCAUUUGGAGGAGAAAGAUUUCAAACAGCCAUCAAGUCAAAGAUGGCUGAAGAUUUAUUGUCGAUUAGUAGAGAUGAUUUCAGGAGUUUCAUUAGAGAGCAUAAUACAGCAAACAUUGUACGUGACGGAUGAGAUGGAGUAUCCAGAAUUGUAUGAAGAGGCCAUUGAGAUUGUGGUUCUGUCCCUCACAUUGAAAAGGAUGUUGUCAUCCUGUGGAAUUGCUGAUUUUUCUGUAAAGGAUGUCAAAGAACCAUCUCCUAACCGAGUUCUUAAGAUCAUGUGUGCUGUUGCUAAUAUGAUCAAAUUUCAAUCGGGCAGAAUUCAGUUGUAUCAGGACUUAAAAGAGGAAAAUGACCAAUUUCGAGAUCAAUUUGAUCACAUGAUUAAGAAACGAGAUGCAACCAAAGCAAGGAUCCAAGAGCUUAAGGAAAACAAACUUAACAAUGAACUAGAAUUUACCAAGGUAAAUAUCUUAAAGAAUUUAAACAGAUCACCAACACAUAUUGAGAAUGCAGGAUACACUUUAUUGGUUGACCAGUUUCGACCAGGGGGCGGUCGUCAUCAGAAGGUCCAGGAGCAGUUGGAGAUUCUUAAUGGCAAAAUGCAGGAGCAACUCAAGAAGCAAGCUGUAAAACAAAAAGCUGCCAAUGAGGUCAAGGUCAGACGAGCUGAGAAGGUCGCAAUUAAGGACAAAAUCAAACUGGCUAUUAGUCAGUGUGAAGAAGAAGGACAGAAACUCAGUCAGAAGAUCGUUCAGUCCCCUGAAAAAGUCAAAGUGGAACAAGAGAUGAUGAAACAGCAUCUGCUGGAGCUUCGAGGAAGUCUGGAGAAGAAACGGCAACAGUUGGAGGCCAAGGGGCAACAAGUGGAGGAAUUCAAAGUAUCCAUUGCAAACAGCGAGAGGGCUACCAAACUGAUACAUACUAUAAAAGUUGACAUGGACUUGACAGAAGCAAAGGCCAAUGAGAUAACAGCUUACAGAGAGAAGACGAUGGACAAAAAAGACUCCCUGAGAGAUUUCAAGAAGAAGAUCGAGAUUGUAGAGGAAAACAUAGCCAACAAGCAGGAGAAAUUGUACAAACUGUCACUACAGCAACAGAAUAAAACCAAGGGCAUGCAACGAACCUUAGAACAAGUUCAGGAGGAACGGUCUAUCAUGAUACAACAAUUCGGUGAACGGGAGAAGGUCUUGCAGGAGUUGGAGGAACAGCGACAGCAUUGUCUGACUGUUCUUCAGGAAAAACAGCGUGCACAUGCAGAGAAAGUCAACGGCAUUAUGGGAAUUUACUCAGAAAUGGUUGGGACAGUGGACAAACAUCACACUAAAAUUGGUCAAGGAUGGAACAAAGUCAGAGAGGCCUUUAACGAGUAAAGACGUCAACAAACGCAGAUCUGUCGUGACGUGUAGCUCUAAACUGACAGAUUUUUAUGGCUUUUCAGUUAUCUUUUUCAUUUUCAUUUAUCUAACUGUAUCUGUACAGGACUACAGCAUUGUGUAGCGGUAUAUUACACUUGUUUAUGUUAUAAAACAAGACUUUAGCAUUGUAUAGUUGUAUAACUUGAGUGUAAACAAACCAGGACUUUAGCAUUGUGUUGCGGUAUAUUACACUUGUUCAUGUUAUAAAACAAGACUUUAGCAUUGUAUAGUUGUAUAACUUGAGUGUAAACAAACCAGGACUUUAGCAUUGUGUAGCGGUAUAUUACACUUGCUCAUGUUAUAAAACAAGACUUUAGCAUUGUGUAGCGGUAUAUUACACUUGUUCAUGUUAUAAAACAAGACUUUAGCAUUGUGUAGCGGUAUAUUACACUUGUUCAUGUUAUAAAACAAGACUUUAGCAUUGUGUAGCGGUAUAUUACACUUGUUCAUGUUAUAAAACAAGACUUUAGCAUUGUGUAGCGGUAUAUUACACUUGUUCAUGUUAUAAAACAUAACUUCAGCA
Ostrea edulis (European flat oyster) is the source of this 2149-nucleotide messenger RNA. RefSeq names its product kinetochore protein Nuf2-like. The record is from RefSeq and is a predicted model, not a curated record. Gene Ontology annotation, cellular component: kinetochore; Ndc80 complex. Bases 136 to 1581 code for a protein of 481 amino acids. Gene Ontology annotation, molecular function: protein-containing complex binding. NCBI's taxonomy places the organism in Eukaryota, Metazoa, Mollusca, Bivalvia, Ostreida, Ostreidae. Gene Ontology annotation, biological process: mitotic spindle organization; kinetochore organization; attachment of mitotic spindle microtubules to kinetochore. The transcript has 12 exons.